CUCCUCACCUCAUCCUCUCUUUCUCUCGCCCCCUUCUUUCUCUCUCUAAGGAUUAUUCUUUCAACACAAAUUGCUCCAAGACUUGAAUUCAAGAAAACCCUUUACAUUUGCAAGAAACAGUUAUACCCAUGGCAAUAGAGAUUGUACAACCAAGUGUUGGAUUAUCAAAGAUAGCAGUCUCAGAAACCCAUGGAGAAGACUCUCCAUACUUUGCAGGUUGGAAAGCUUAUGAUGAAAACCCUUAUGAUGAAGUACAUAACCCCACCGGUGUCAUUCAGAUGGGACUAGCGGAAAAUCAAGUGUCUUUUGAUUUGCUUGAAGAAUAUUUGGAAGCAAAUCUUGAAGCAUCAAAUUGGGGCCAGAAGGUUUCUGGCUUUAGAGAGAAUGCUUUGUUUCAAGAUUAUCAUGGGCUUCAAUCUUUUAGAAAGGCAAUGGCAAGUUUCAUGGAACAAGUGAGGGGAGGAAAAGCAAAAUUCAACCCUGAUCGAGUUGUCUUGACUGCUGGCGCUACUGCUGCCAAUGAGCUUUUAACCUUCAUUUUGGCUGAUCCUGGCGACGCAUUGCUCGUUCCAACCCCUUACUAUCCAGGAUUUGAUAGAGAUUUGAGGUGGAGAACUGGUGUACAAAUUGUUCCAAUCCACUGUGAAAGUUCAAACAAUUUUCAGAUUACGCCUGAAGCUCUAGAAGCAGCAUAUGAUCAUGCAAGAUCAAUAAACAUAAAAGUCUUAGAAGAGAUCCUAGACUUCGUGACACGAAAGAACAUCCACCUUGUUUCAGACGAAAUCUACUCAGGUUCAGCAUUCUACGCAGAUGAAUUCGUAAGCAUUGCAGAAGUGCUCGAAUCAAGAGACUACAAAGAUGCUGAAAGAUGUCAUAUUGUUUAUAGUCUUUCGAAAGACCUUGGUCUCCCCGGUUUCCGAGUAGGAACAGUGUAUUCUUACAACGAUCAAGUGGUGACAACCGCAAGGAGAAUGUCUAGUUUCACGUUAAUUUCUUCUCAAACACAGUUUUUAUUGGCUUCUAUGUUAUCAGACAAAGAGUUUACGCAGAAGUAUAUAAAGAUCAACCGUGAAAGAUUGAAGAAACGAUAUGAAAUGAUCAUCAACGGGCUAAGAAAGGCAGGUAUUGAAUGCUUAGAGGGGAAUGCAGGCCUCUUCUGUUGGAUGAACCUGAGUCCUUACUUGGAGGAUGCCACUAUCAAGAGCGAAAUAGCGAUCUGGAAGACCAUUAUGCAUGAAGUAAGGCUAAACAUAUCGCCUGGAUCAUCUUGUCAUUGUUCAGAACCAGGGUGGUUUCGAGUUUGUUUUGCAAACAUGAGUGAAGAAACACUUGACGUUGCACUAUCAAGAAUUCAUGAAUUCAUAGAGAGAAGGAAGCAAGAUAGGCAAGUGGUGUGCAUCCAGUGA
Messenger RNA from Lactuca saligna, 1406 nucleotides. NCBI's taxonomy places the organism in Eukaryota, Viridiplantae, Streptophyta, Magnoliopsida, Asterales, Asteraceae. The record is from the annotation of a GenBank genome assembly.